Symbiodinium natans is the source of this 2481-nucleotide messenger RNA. The record is from the annotation of a GenBank genome assembly. NCBI's taxonomy places the organism in Eukaryota, Dinophyceae, Suessiales, Symbiodiniaceae.
AUGUCCGAAGCCAUACCUGGCCAACCCCUGGCCGAAGCAAGUGUUUCAGGGCCGGCUCCUGAAGGGAGGCCACGCCCUCCAAGCCCACUUGCCAAACCUGAACAAUGUGAGGAGGUUCGACAUAGCACGUGUUUGGAGUUGGUUUCAGACGGUGUCCGAGCCAUCUUGCACAACAAGAUUUCGGGUGAGAAAGUUCAUCUAAAGAGAGUGCCAGAUGGUGCCAGAAUUCGCUUCGACGAGAGGCGUCAGUUCGGGUUCAUUGUCAACGACAGCAAGUCUACCUGGUGUAGUAGACUGCUGAAGUGGCACAUUUUCAAGGACAAGGCAUCCAAUGAUCUUUUCCUGUGCCACAAGCUGCCAGGUUCCCAAGGCAUCGUCACGCGUUGGUUGGACGAGGUACAGGGCCGCCGAUGGCUGGAUCUGCAAAUGCCUGUCGGAUUACCCGACGCCUCUGCACGACAGCAGCAGGCAGUCCGGAUUCUGGAAUUCGACAGGCCAUACAAGACCUCAGGCUGCUGUUGCUUCUGGUCCCUACAAUCUAUUCUGACGUGCUUGGCCCAGCCCGACAAAGUGUCUCAGGUGACACAGUCUGCAGUGUCGACAUGGAUGAGGAAGUCCUGGAAGGCCAUCAUCUCCCAACACUUGGGGCCCAGGUCCAUCCUUGAUCAUCAUGUCUUGACAACCGACAGGUCACACGGAAUCGAUGGCCGAGAGUUGCUGGAGGUGGACGAGACUCUGGUGUCCACGCCUGCCAUGCUGCAGCUUCUGUUCCACUUCUGCAACCAGCCACCAAGCAAAUUGGCCUGCGACUGCUCCAAGACAACACGCUUCACACGAGAGGUGCUGUCUUGCUUUCAGGUGGGCGAGCUGGCCAAAGGUCAGCCCUCAAGCAGAACAGGCCUCGAGCUGGUCUGCGAUCCACAGUGGCAAGGUGCCAUGCACAGGCCUGGUGGUGGCCCGAGCCUCUUCAACCUUGCCGGUUACUUAGCUACAGACCAGGUGGAAGUGUCCGAUGGCUGGAAAAGUCUUGCUCCAGCAAUAAGGAAAGCCAUUGGCAUCAGGAGUCACACAGAUGUUUUAAGCUUAAUGUGGGGCUGUCAGAGGAAGAGCAAAGUGGCGUGGGUGUGUGACCAGUUGAGCUACGCCCUGGCCAGCUUCCUGGAAGUCGAGCGACUUCUCCUCUUUGCUGAUCCGUCAGCAGUGCAGAAAGUGGCCGACGGGCCUGAGAAGGUCAAGCCACGCCCAUCCCUUUCAGACCCCAAGGUAUUGGCGCACAAUGCCCGGGCAUCGCUGAAACCUGGUGAGAAACGAACCGCAAAGACAAACAAGGUCAAGAAGAAGAAGAAAGGAGAGAAGAAGGAGGAGGAGAAGGAGAGUCGCCUGAACCUUGUUCGGUACUUUUAUGGAUGCAGGCGUGAGAUGGCCGACUCGAAGGUGAUUUCCAUUGCUGGUGACGAAUCCCGGGUAGGCCGCAAGGAGCGGCUCUACGAGAUUCGAGACACCAAGUUUCGACCAGAUCAGCCUGGAGAAAAUGUCACGAGACAGGAUCGCGAAGAUUAUCUGGCAAAAGCAAGGGCAUUCUUGCGGCGGGAGCGAGCUCGAGAGGAUGAUGUGGCCAAGGAUGAGCCGCAAAAGAAGGUUGUCCGAAGCCGGCAGCAGAAGCCACCUGUCCGAGUGGCAGCAUACGACCUGCUUCUGGCCAAGGAUAACGCCCUGCGUUGCCUGACCGAUCGCGGCCUGGAUGCUUUCAUGCCCAAGGACAAGAAGGGCAGUCUGUCCGACAAGUAUUGCCUGGUGGAAGUGUCCGACCAGGGCCCCGUUCCAGUUGCAGUGGACAGCUUCGAAUUGGGGUACUUGAAGCUUCGGAAAUGGACUCUUGAGGACCCCUUCCACGCCAUGUGGAAAUCAGUUCUGGGCGGGGUGAAGGCGGCUGGGGCAUAUCCUGCCAUUUCCCUGACAUGCUUGUGGCUAAAUUUGAACGAUGGACCAUGGAAUUCCGAGAAGUGGUUUUGCACUGUGCAGGAAUCGUGGAAAGAGUUCAAGGCCAUGGUGCAAGUAGGCGAUCCUCUUUUGAAUGUCAUAGCCGCCCGAUGCAGCCGAUUUGGUUUGUCCGACCUCACCCUGCAGACACUGCUGUCUGACCUGAAAGAAGGCAAUUUCAGCACUCUCUGGAGGCGUGGUCUCGCAGUCCAGCCUUCUCGUUGGUUCAGCUGGCAGGACGCUUUCCUGGCCCGACUGGAGAACCCGACCGACAUGCAUUUGCAGUUUUUACUCUUGCUGUUCCACGGGGUGGAAAUGGGCUACUUGACUUGCGGGAAGACAGCCGAGAGCUGCAAGCUGAAGGACUUGUGCGGGUCCACUUCCGAGGUGACCGACUUGCCCGACGGAAACAUGCGCCAGGAGCGCUUGAGACGGUCGACUUUGCAGUCCAAGUGCAAGAAUACCUUGCACGCCGUCACCGCAACUAGGCUGCAUUGGUGA